Molecule: messenger RNA, 1413 nt
Organism: Nothoprocta perdicaria
Lineage: Eukaryota; Metazoa; Chordata; Aves; Tinamiformes; Tinamidae
Gene: HAO2
Product: hydroxyacid oxidase 2
Exons: 8
Coding region: 90-1157 (355 amino acids)
Molecular function (GO): oxidoreductase activity; FMN binding
Source: RefSeq, a predicted model, not a curated record
CAUCCUGUUUGUAGGCUAACUUGAAACAGAAGAUCUCAUCUUCUGCUGCUCACUCCGAAACCCAAAGGUUCUCACAGUCUCUCUCUGAAAUGGCUAUGGUGUGUCUGUCAGACUUUGAAGUUUAUGCUAAAAAGUAUUUACCUAAGACCACCUGGGAUUUUUUUGCAGCGGGAGCAGAUGAUGGAACCACUCGGGAUGACAAUAUCCUGGCAUAUAAAAGGAUUCGUUUUCGGCCACGUGUACUGCGUGAUGUGUCUGUGAUGGACAUUAGGACUAAGCUCCUGGGAACUGAAAUCAGCUUUCCUGUAGGAAUUGCCCCUACAGGCUUCCACCAGCUUGCAUGUCCUGAUGGAGAGAAAAGCACCGCAAGAGCAGCCAAAGCCAUGAACGUUUGUUACAUUGCCAGCACAUACUCCACCAGCAGCCUGGAAGAGAUCUCUGCGGCUGCCCCGGGUGGUUUCCAAUGGUUCCAGCUCUAUAUCCACCGCAACAGGAUGGUUUCUAAGAAGCUGGUCCAACAGGCAGAGGCCUUGGGUUUCCAAGGCCUCGUCCUCACAGCUGACCUGCCCUACACUGGCAAAAGACGUGAUGAUGUCCGUAAUGGCUUCCGGCUUCCUCCACACAUGAGCCUGAAGAACUUGGAGGGAGCUUUUGAGGGAGAUGACCGUUCUGAGUAUGGACUCCCACCCAACAGCUUGGAUCCUUCCAUUAACUGGAAUGAUAUCCACUGGCUGCAGAGCCUUACUCAUCUGCCUAUCAUCGUUAAAGGCAUCUUGACUAAAGAAGAUGCAGAGCUGGCAGUAAGACAUGGAGCUCAGGGUAUUAUUGUGUCCAAUCAUGGUGGAAGGCAACUGGAUGGAGGACCUGCCACGAUUGAUGCUCUGGUUGAAGUUGUGGAGGCUGUACAAGGCAGAGUUGAGGUUUAUUUAGACGGUGGAAUACGAAAAGGCAGUGAUGUAUUAAAGGCACUGGCACUGGGAGCAAAAUGUGUCUUUAUUGGAAGACCAGCUUUGUGGGGGCUUGCUUACAAGGGUGAAGAAGGUCUUCAAGAUGUUUUGAGGAUUUUGCGUGAUGAGUUUCGUUUGUCAAUGGCCUUAACUGGUUGUUCUAGUGUCUCAGAAAUUGGCCGGCACCUAGUUCAAUACUCAAAGUUGUGAACAGCCUCCGGCAACACCCUCUGAACAGAAGCAGCUCAUGCCAACAGUUGAGGUCCCAAAACAGACUGAAAAUAGAAAAACGAAGUGCAAAUGCUCAACCUAUAACAUACUGCUGAUAAAACCUUCAAAAAGCACCCAAGGAAACUAGGAAGACCCCAUGCUAUCAAAGAUCAUCCUUUUCUUUCAUUGAGACCAAUAAGUUCUUUAAAACUGCAGAUAAUUGUUACUUGCUUAAAUACAUUUACUUAAAACUGUC